Messenger RNA from Vicia faba (fava bean), 459 nucleotides. The record is from the annotation of a GenBank genome assembly. Lineage: Eukaryota; Viridiplantae; Streptophyta; Magnoliopsida; Fabales; Fabaceae.
AUGGCUAGCAAUGGAAAGCUUGAUGUAGAAAUUGAAGUAAAGUCUAAUGCAGAUAAGUUCUGGAGUAUUAUUAAAGAGUCUGCAGCUAUAUUCCCUAAGGCUUUCCCAAAUGACUACAAAAGCAUUGAGAUUCUUCAAGGUGAUGGAAAGAGUGUUGGUUCUGUCCGUUUAAUAACUUUUGGUGAAGGGUCACCACUUGUGAAGAUAAUAAAAGAGAAGAUUGAUGUUGUUGAGGAUUCAGAGAGGACACUAACCUAUAGUGUUAUUGAUGGGGACAUUCUCAAGUACUUCAAGAAAUUUAAGGGAGACAUUAGUGUAACUCCUAAGGGUGAUGGAAGCUUGGUGAAAUGGUCCAUUGAGUAUGAAAAAAAUAGCGAAGAGGUUCCUGAACCAGAGAUCAUUAAAGAAUUUGCUCUUAAGACCUUUCUUAAGGUUGAUGAUUAUAUUCUAAAUGCAUAA